AUGCAACUCAAACGGCUGCAUUUGGUCAAUAUUCUAGGACCCCUUGUGAACAAACCUCACCUACCUGAAACCCUUUGCAAAAUUACAGUGGGUGCCAUCAAACUAGACGGAGGAGUUGCAAUCAUCACCGGUGCUGGGUCGGGAAUCGGGAAAGAGACUGCUUUCACCUUUGCCGAAGCUGGAGCAUCGGCUAUUGUUUUUGCGGAUAUCGAUGAAGCCAAGAUCAAGGAGGCCGUCGAAGAGAGCAAAAAGCUUGCUACAGAUGCCAAAUAUCAAGCUCUUGUCAUAGGAGUAGAUGUAACAAAGGCAGAAAGCGUUCAAUUUUUGAUUGAGGCUACCGUCAAAGCCUUCGGUCGGGUUGACUACUGUAUUGACGUCGAUGCCUACAUUCCGUUUAACGACAGCGUCGAGGCUACCUAUGAUAAGGUAAUGGAUAUCAAUGCAAAAGGAGCCUACCUGGUCACUCGAGCCGCUUCCAAAUAA
Messenger RNA from Botrytis deweyae, 483 nucleotides. RefSeq lists its product as uncharacterized. Bases 1 to 483 code for a protein of 160 amino acids. The record is from RefSeq and is a predicted model, not a curated record. Gene Ontology annotation, molecular function: oxidoreductase activity, acting on the CH-OH group of donors, NAD or NADP as acceptor. NCBI's taxonomy places the organism in Eukaryota, Fungi, Ascomycota, Leotiomycetes, Helotiales, Sclerotiniaceae. The transcript has 4 exons.